AUGGCGGCGCCCCCGGGCAGGCUACUGCUACAGCGGCUACGGGCACGGCUGGCAUGUCUGACCCAAGUGAGGUGGACCAGGUACAGCCCCCAGUAUCUUGAUCCUGAACCAGACAAGGAGGUUUACAAGCGACCCCUGGAGGAGCUGAGCGAGCAGGAGCGGGCAGACCGAGAGCUGAAAAUUGUCAGACCGAUCAAAGCAGCUCCUUCCAAUGUGACCAGCUCGGUCUUUAGUGACCUGACAGUCAGCAAAUUCACCAAUAUGAUGAUGAAAGGCGGAAACAAGGUUCUGGCGUGCUCCAUUAUGAAUCAGACAUUAGAGCAAAUAAAAAGGACACAGCUGGAAAAAUACUACAAGGCCCCCGAAGAGGAGAGGGCAAGCAUUGAGUGCAAUCCCUACACCAUCUUCCACCAAGCUCUUCACAACUGCCAGCCCAUCAUUGGCCUUACCAGCGUUCUGAGAGGGGGCAAGUCAUACCAGGUCCCCACUCCAUUGAAAGAGAACAGGCGCAGGUUCCUGGCUAUGAAGUGGUUAAUCACAGAGUGUCGCGAGCACAAACACCGCCGGACACUAAUGUACGAAAAGUUGUCCCAGGCCAUACUCGAUGCUUACGAGGGGCAGGGAGAGGUAGUGAAGAAAAAGCACGAGCUGCAUAAAAUGGCUGAAGCCAACAGAGCGUUCGCUCACUUCCGCUGGUGGUAGGUGGUUACCAGGACUUAUAUAUAGGGAGAUGUGUGGAUUUUCCUUACUUUGGUGGAGCCCUGCACAAUCCAGCAUUCUUGGCUGAAAAGGAACCUUUCCUAUAAACUCUUCCAUGUUGGGUAUCCCAAAGAAACAAUGCAAGAAUUAAACCGAAUGACAUAGUAUAAUAACAAA
Messenger RNA from Xenopus tropicalis (tropical clawed frog), 876 nucleotides. It is a transcript of the gene mrps7, whose product is annotated as mitochondrial ribosomal protein S7. Gene Ontology annotation, biological process: translation. The record is from RefSeq and is marked provisional. Gene Ontology annotation, cellular component: mitochondrion; mitochondrial inner membrane; mitochondrial small ribosomal subunit. Lineage: Eukaryota; Metazoa; Chordata; Amphibia; Anura; Pipidae.